This is a messenger RNA of Pimephales promelas (fathead minnow), 2919 nucleotides long. It is a transcript of the gene rab1ba, whose product is annotated as zRAB1B, member RAS oncogene family a. Lineage: Eukaryota; Metazoa; Chordata; Actinopteri; Cypriniformes; Leuciscidae. The record is from RefSeq and is a predicted model, not a curated record. Gene Ontology annotation, molecular function: GTP binding; GTPase activity.
ACUGCCGCACCUGCGCAGCCAUCUUGUACUUCGAGCGAGGGGCAGAUCGGAAGGAAGGAAGAAAGCAGAACAAAAUAACAGUGUUUUGCGUUAUAUGGCCAGUAAUGUCCGUCAAGUGACUGAAUCAAACGAGAAGACAGUGUCGAGGUGUGAUUGGAGGGGGUAAAUCAGAGAAAGCGGCCCCAGUUUCUCGGUAUUCCAGACGUACAAGUCAUCCUCUUCAUCAUUAUCGCGUCUGCUCGCAGAGAAAAGAGUCCGAUCUCCUGCUGAACACAACGACAACGACAAAAACACACCAUGAAUCCAGAAUACGACUACCUUUUCAAACUGCUCCUCAUCGGCGACUCUGGAGUUGGAAAGUCAUGUCUUCUGUUGAGAUUUGCUGAUGACACAUACACUGAGAGCUACAUCAGCACCAUAGGCGUGGAUUUCAAAAUCCGCACGAUUGAACUUGAUGGCAAAACCAUUAAGCUACAGAUUUGGGACACUGCAGGGCAAGAACGAUUUCGAACCAUCACCUCCAGUUACUAUCGAGGGGCUCACGGUAUCAUUGUGGUUUAUGAUGUCACGGAUCAGGAAUCAUAUAACAAUGUGAAACAGUGGCUACAGGAAAUAGACCGCUAUGCAAGCGAGAAUGUCAACAAGCUUCUGGUGGGGAACAAAUGUGAUCUCACCACCAAGAAAGUAGUGGACUACACAACAGCCAAGGAAUUUGCCGACUCUUUAGCGAUCCCCUUCCUUGAGACGAGCGCUAAGAAUGCCACAAACGUGGAGCAGGCCUUCAUGACGAUGGCUGCCGAGAUCAAGAAGCGCAUGGGCCCUGGAGCCACAACUGGAGGAGACAAGCCCAACCUGAAGAUCGAGAGCACUCCUGUGCGGCAGUCUGGCGGCGGCUGCUGUUGAAGAGCCCGAGCACACACACACACACGCACACAAAACCAUCCCUUUCCCCCUCAAACACAUUUUCUCACACACACCAAAAAAAACAGCAUUCUCACGGGAGGAACCACUGCAUUAAGAGCCAACGUCUAACAGCCUUAUGGCUUCAUUUAUGACAUCAUAGUCUUCUUGUUUUUAUUAUUAUCCCCUUUUGUAAGACACCUCACCGCCCUGUGCACACGAAUAACCCCGCCCACAUCCAGAGUACCAAAAGUGGAACUUUGGUACAGUCAUAUGUCCAUGUAUAGAUGUCUAUAAUGAGGGGCGAUCCUCAAAUCGUCCUUGUAAACGACUAGCGAGGGUAAACCUCUCUCUCUAGUGUUUCUAAAUCUCUCCCACAUUGUCACUUGAAUGAGGUUUUGUGUGCGAAAGCAUGGCUUCUGAGGCUGAAUCGACAGGAAGUCAACCGCAUACAAAGUCGGCAAUAUUCUCUACUUGUUCACAUCCUACUAGUAUAUUAUUGUUCCUAUGGUGAUUUUUAAGACAGAUUUGUUUUUGUUGUUUUCUUUAGGUUUUUGUUUUUCUAAUGAAGGCUUAUUGUAUAAAGGCUUACUGCUGUCAAUGGCAUUGUUGGUUGGGGAACGAUACAGAUAGAGUUGGGGUUUUGAUCAUAAUCAGGAUUACGGGGGUCUAGGCUUGAACGCUACUGUUCCCUCUAUUACCUCAACGACCUCUGCUACUUUUGAGUGUUCGGCCAUCACAAGUUGAACACCAUCUUGACUCGCGUUGAGGUCGUUUCCUCCUGUGGUCUCAGCAGUUUUGUGGCUUCGGUUUGUGUGCAAUUUAACCAUCACAUUGAGCCAGACUUCGAUUAAAGCCAACCCGUAGUUCUCGCUGCUGCCAAAAUAUGGUCCAUCAUGCAUUGCGUGUGCUUUGUGUUUAUUUACAUACGGUGAGCAUAUUUGUAAAGGGCCUUAAUUUCGAAAGUCAGUUCAGUGUGCUGUGUGUGUGUGUGUGGGAAUAUUGUGUAUUACAUCUAGGAGUAUUGGGAUUGACUGGUCCAGUGUCGCAGACCGGAUAUGACCUCCCAUGUUCUUGAAUGGAAAAAUAUCCGUACACGUAGAUUAUAGCUUUCCAAUCUACCCACUGAUGGACCUUUCUCAAAAUAAGGGUGUCAUUCAGAUGUUGCAAGAUGGAUCCUACAUGGUUCGACCUCUUUGACCUGUUUUUGAUCUGGCCGUUUUAUCAUGUACAACGUGGAUCUAGAAAAUGUUGAUAGUUUGUGAACUUCACUAGUAUUAGUGCGUCACUCUGUCUUAAAUAGGAUAGUCUUGCCAUCGUGACAUUACUUUCACUCACAAAGCCAGUGUAAUUGUUCUCACACCUCUAACAUAAGCGCACAUUCUCAUCACUAAUGUGGUGUGGUGGAUUUGCUUGUACGUUUUGUAAGUGGACUGGUAUUGUGGGGUUGGAGGGAGCAGUAGCAGGGAUAUGGGUGCGCGUGCAAUGGCUGGGACGGGGCAAAUGCAGAAACUGCGUUUGGGAACAUUCCUUUGAUUUUUAAAAAACGGGGCCGUUGUGGAUUCAUCUGCGUGAAAAUAAUCAGUAUAUGAAAGUCUCAUUUAAACCCUGCGCUCAUUCACACUAAACAAGUGCUUUUUUUGGAUGCAUUCUGUUCUCUCAGAUUGAUUGCUGUCUUUUGAUCUAUGAAUUUACGCUUUUGUGGUAAUGUGUUGGGUUAGAGGAACGAUGAAGGGUUAUGGGGUUGGGUUGGGGGGGUCGUUGCUUAUGAAUGUGCGUCUUCAUUUUUACUUUUUACCCAUGUCAUUUGCACAUCUCAGUUAUUUGAAUUAAGACACGGCGAUGGUAAAAUGGCAAGCAGCUCUUUAGUAGUUUCCCUGUCUAAUAUACACGCUCUUUCUCUAUCCCCCCUUUUGCUUGCUCAUCCCAGUGCUGUUUCAUAGCUGGGUUUGAUCUCGUUUUCUCUUCUCUGUACAUAUUAUAAAUAUAUAUAAUAAAAUGAUCAACAUGAGACUUAAA